Brettanomyces bruxellensis is the source of this 576-nucleotide messenger RNA. RefSeq lists its product as uncharacterized. Gene Ontology annotation, molecular function: structural constituent of ribosome. The transcript has a single exon. Lineage: Eukaryota; Fungi; Ascomycota; Pichiomycetes; Pichiales; Pichiaceae. Gene Ontology annotation, cellular component: mitochondrial large ribosomal subunit; ribosome. The record is from RefSeq and is a predicted model, not a curated record. Bases 1 to 576 code for a protein of 191 amino acids.
AUGCUUUCCAGAAUAUGUGGUGUUGGCUUCAAGACUGGAUUUAGAAGCUCAUUCAUAAAAGCAUAUACCUUACAGAGCAGAAACACCACUUUUAGAUCUUUACAUUCUUCACUUUUCGCACAUAAUCAGGAGCACUUAGAUGCUGAACGAAGCCGGCCAUUGAAAGAGUCAAAUUCACCAAAUUCUGAGAAGAUUAAUGAAGCUGUACAAAUUCCAGAUUUGACACCUCUCAAAUACGAGCAGAACUUGUAUGCUACAAUUAACAUUCAUAAUCGUCCUUUCUUAGUAACUAAGGGAGACAUUAUUAUAUUACCUUUUAGAAUGAAACAUGCAGAUAUUGGGGAUGCACUUCAGUUUACAGAUAUUACAACAGUUGGAUCAAGAAACUACACAUAUCACGUCAAAGAAGGAUUACCAUCAGAUGCAGUUACAAUCAAAGGAAUAAUUUUAGAGAAGACAAAGAAUCCUAUGUAUGUGAAGGAGAUUACAAAGAAGAGAAAUAGACAUACCAGACAUGUUCAGGUGAAGCAUGACCUCACAAAAAUCAGAAUAACUGAGUUAAAACUUAACGUUUAA